Molecule: messenger RNA, 1059 nt
Organism: Dinoponera quadriceps
Lineage: Eukaryota; Metazoa; Arthropoda; Insecta; Hymenoptera; Formicidae
Product: odorant receptor 82a-like
Exons: 5
Coding region: 1-1059 (352 amino acids)
Biological process (GO): detection of chemical stimulus involved in sensory perception of smell; sensory perception of smell
Cellular component (GO): plasma membrane
Molecular function (GO): olfactory receptor activity; odorant binding
Source: RefSeq, a predicted model, not a curated record
AUGGCAAUCGCAAGCACGAUCAGCCCGUUGCUGAAGACUGGAUUACAGUUCAUCGGUGUGUGGCCGGACAUAGCAUAUGUCGCCAUUAAACGGCUUGUUUAUAUAUCGAGUAUUCUAAUUAUGCAGUAUUUUCAAUAUCUCUAUGUUUUCGAGCACUUCAAGUUCGACGAGAUACAGAAUUUGGCAGACAGCUUACCACCAACUUUAGAAUAUAGUUUGACGAUCAUGAAAUUAAUGACGCUUUGGAAAAAUCGUCGAUGUGACAACGGUACUACAAUGAAGAAGCUCUAUCCGACUAAAGCGUCACAUUGCAGUGUCAUUCGCGAAAUACUGGAGGCUAUAGACACGGAUUGGCGCUUGAACAUGAUCACCUCUGUGCUUUAUCUCCUGGGCGAUUAUGCACUUAGUAACGUGCAUCAGACUAAGAGCGACAAUGAUACCUCACGGCCGUUUCCAAUCAAGAUAAUGUUUCCCUUUGAGAGCAAGCAAUCGCCGAUCUAUGAACUGUUGUUUAUCAUAUUGUUUCUGCAUGUAAUGUUAAACGUGUUCACGUUCUCCCUUGUGAACGCUUUAAUUUUUACUCUGGUAUUUCAUGCAAGUGGACAAAUUGAUAUCAUACGUGAAGAGUUCAAAAUCAUCUCUGAGAAAUUUCCCUAUUACAGACAUUCUGAGGAUACAAUAGGAACGUUGGUCGAGAGGCAUAAUAAAGUCAUAUUGUUUUCCCAGAAUCUUGAUAAACUUCUUUCUUUUAUGGCUUUAAUGCAAGUGUUUUGGAAUACAUUGGUCAUCUGUUGCGUAGGAAUUCUCUUGAUAAUAGUGAGUAUAGCAGUAUCCGUACAAAUGUUCAGUGAUUCAUAUGGUAAAUCAUGCAGCUUAUUCAGCCUUUUAAUUGAACAGACUUUUCAUAACAAACCUGGCGUCGGUUUGGUGAAAGCCGUAUUUUGUUAUCUCGCUAUAGCGAUAGAAAUAUUUGUCUUUUGCUUCGCUGGAGAAUAUCUUAGUCUUAAGAUCAUGAAAGCGUCAGCGUCGUAUGUGUCCGUCUUGAAUGCCAUGUAUUGA